AUGGCUCGCUCUCUAAAUAAGGUCCAGAAGCAGAUAUCCAAGAAGCGGGGAGGAAAACUCAAUGCUCUACAUGAGAAUAGUCGGGAUGCAAAGAGGCUCCGACGAGCUGGGGCAAGGGAAGAGAAGUUGGGUCGGCUGAUGGAUGCAGCAGCAAGAGCAAAUCAGGUCUAUGUCGAUCGGGUGGCAUGGUUCAAGUCUGCUCUAGAAGGAUCUUCAGGCCCAUUGACAGACGAAGAAAUGCAAGUACUUACGCAGAGCUUUAUUGACCGGGAGGAUGAAGAACUGGCCGAAGCCAAACAACAGCGUCGACCUGGAAGACCACCGACCAAGGUGGAGGAGAAAAUCAGCCAGCGAAAGGAAGUUGAAGAUCGUGAAUUUCGCGCGGGAUUCUGGAUUCCUGAACUUCGAAACGGGGAAAGCCGGUCGAAAGUCGAGAGAUGGGCCGGAGAGUGGGGUGGAUUGAACACGUUGGACUUUGUUCGUGUUAUUAAGUCAGGCGAUAUCAAACCUUCAAGCUUCCCACCUAAAGGCCUUUCAUAG
This is a messenger RNA of Cladophialophora psammophila CBS 110553, 540 nucleotides long. RefSeq lists its product as uncharacterized. The record is from RefSeq and is a predicted model, not a curated record. Gene Ontology annotation, cellular component: nucleus. The transcript is spliced from 3 exons. The coding region runs from base 1 to 540 and encodes 179 amino acids. NCBI's taxonomy places the organism in Eukaryota, Fungi, Ascomycota, Eurotiomycetes, Chaetothyriales, Herpotrichiellaceae.